Molecule: messenger RNA, 1131 nt
Organism: Prunus avium (sweet cherry)
Lineage: Eukaryota; Viridiplantae; Streptophyta; Magnoliopsida; Rosales; Rosaceae
Source: RefSeq, a predicted model, not a curated record
AUGGUGUUAACUGCCCAUUUCAUUGAUUCUGAGUGGAAAAUGCACAAGAGGGUUUUGAACUUUUGUGUGAUUUCAAAUCACCAAGGUUCAACAAUAGGGAAGCUCAUUGAAAAUUGUUUACUUGAGUGGGGGAUAGAAAAGGUUUUGGCUAUAACUGUGGAUAAUGCAUCUGCUAAUAAAGUUGCUAUAAAUUGGGUUAGGUCAAAGUUGAAUAGAAGGGCGAAAGCAGAACCUGUUUUGCAAGGGAAGUACCUACAUGUGAGAUGUCUUGCUCAUAUCACAAACUUAAUUGUAGUUAGUGGUUUGAAGAGGCUUUCUAAGUCUAUUUUGGCCAUUAGAAAUGCAGUUAGGUAUGUUAGGUCUUCUCCUCAAAGAUUGGAGUUUUUUAAAACAUGUGUGGAAGCAGAGGGACUCUCCCUCAAUGGUAUGGUUUGCAUGGAUGUCCCCACAAGGUGGAAUUCGACAUUUAUAAUGUUGGAUUCAGCCUUAAAAUAUAAAAAGGCUUUUGUAAGAAUGGGGGAGGAUGAGGACAGCCCUUUCUUGGCUUACUUCAAGGAACCAGAACAUGAAGUUGAUGAGGAUGGUGUGAUUGUGAGCAAUACUAAGCAUAUUAGGGCUGGACCACCAAGUGAAGAUGAUUGGGAGAAUGCUACUGUUUUUGUGAAGUUCUUGAGGGUUUUUUAUGAGGUCACACUGAAGGUGAGUGCAUCUUUGCACCCCACUGUCAACAAAGCUUUUCAUUCUAUUUUAGCAAUAGAAAAAGAGAUUGAUAAAUUGUUUGUGUUACCUGAGAUGGCCACUGGUUCAGAAGCAGAAAAAGUGUUGAUUGAUAUGGCAAGCAAAAUGAGAGAAAAAUAUAACAAGUACUUUGUCAAAUUUGAAGAUAUGAAUGUGCUGUUGGUUGUUGCUAUUGUUUUGGACCCUAGAUUCAAGCUUAGGCAUGUGACACAUCUGUUUAAGAAGGAGAAGUUUGAUGAUGCAGAAGUGGAAAAAAAAACCACAACGAUAAAGGAGGUGUUGAUGUCUAUGUAUGAAGAAUAUGCACCUAGAUUGGAUGGUGGAAUUCACAUGAGAGGUGGAAAUGUGAAUUCUGCUGCACAGACAGUGAAUGCAAGUGGUGGAAGAGAGUGA